Ochotona curzoniae (black-lipped pika) is the source of this 2787-nucleotide messenger RNA. RefSeq names its product ceramide kinase (gene CERK). Bases 22 to 1635 code for a protein of 537 amino acids. The transcript has 13 exons. The record is from RefSeq and is a predicted model, not a curated record. Lineage: Eukaryota; Metazoa; Chordata; Mammalia; Lagomorpha; Ochotonidae. Gene Ontology annotation, molecular function: kinase activity.
GCGCGCCCCCCGCCCGGCGGCAUGGGGGCGAUGGGGGCGGCGGAGCCGCUGCGCUCGGUGCUGUGGGUGAAGCGGCAGCGCUGCGCCGUGAGCCUGGAGCCCGGGCGGGCGCUGCUGCGCUGGUGGCGGAGCCCGGGGCCCGGAGCCGGCGCCCCCGGUGCGGAUGCCUGCUCCGUGCCCGUGUCUGACAUCAUCACUGUGGAAGAAGCUGACCCGCGCAGGAAGCGCCACCCCAGCCGCCGAUGGCACAAGAUGGAGAAGCCGUACGCUUUCACAGUCCACUGCGUGAAGAGGGCGCGGCGGCACCGCUGGAAGUGGGCGCAGGUGACCUUCUGGAGCGCGGACGAGCAGCUCUGCCUGCUGUGGCUGCAGACCCUCAGGGGCCUCCUGGAGAAGCUGACGUCUCGGCCGAAGCACCUGCUGGUUUUCAUCAACCCAUUUGGGGGGAAAGGACGAGGCAAGAGGAUAUAUGAGAGGAAGGUGGCCCCGCUGUUCACGCUGGCCUCCAUCAGCACUGACGUCAUCGUCACUGAGCGUGCGAACCAAGCCGAGGAAGCACUGUACAGCAUGAACUUGGACAAGUACGACGGUGUGGUGUGUGUUGGCGGGGAUGGCAUGUUCAGCGAGGUGCUGCACGGCCUCAUCGGGAAGACUCAGCGGAGCGCUGGCAUCGACCAGGACCAGCCCUGGGCCGCGCUGGUGCCCGUCACCCUCAGGAUUGGCAUCAUCCCCGCCGGGUCCACGGACUGCGUGUGCUACUCCACUGUGGGCACAAAUGACGCCGAGACAUCCGCCCUGCACAUCGUUGUGGGGGACUCGCUGCCCAUGGACGUAUCCUCGGUCCACCACAACAGCACGCUGCUGCGGUACUCUGUGUCCCUGCUGGGCUAUGGCUUCUACGGGGACAUCAUCAGGGACAGCGAGAGGAAGCGCUGGAUGGGUCUGAUCCGCUACGACUUCGCAGGCUUGAAGACCUUCCUAUCACACCACUGCUACGAAGGGACUGUGUCCUUCCUGCAAGCACGGCACACGGUGGGGUCCCCGCGGGACAGGCAGCCCUGCCGGGCAGGGUGCUUCGUGUGUCGGCAGAGUAAGCAGCAGCUGGAAGAAGAGCAGAAGAAAGCACUGUAUGGGCUGGACAACAUGGAGGACAUGGAGGAGUGGCAGGUGGUCCGUGGGAAGUUCCUGGCCAUCAAUGCUGCGAACAUGUGCUGUGCCUGCCCCCGGAGCCCCAGGGGCCUCUCCCCGGCCGCGCACGUGGGCGACGGCUCCUGUGACCUCAUCCUCAUCCGCAAGUGCUCCCGGCUCAACUUCCUGAGGUUCCUGGUCAGGCACACGAACCAGGGCGACCAGUUUGACUUCACGUUCGUUGAAGUUUACCGGGUCAAGAGGUUCCAGUUCACCUCGAAGCAUGCAAGCGAGGAGGAGGGCGGCCUCCAGGACAGGAGCCAGCAGCGGCUCGGGUCCCUGUGCAGUGAGAACCCCACGUGCUGCAGGGAGGUCUCCCGCAGCUCCUGGAACUGCGAUGGGGAGGUCCUGCACAGCCCCGCCAUCGAGGUCAGGGUCCACUGCCAGCUAGUCCGGCUGUUUGCACGCGGCAUUGAGGAGCGCCCCCAGCGGGCAGCGCGCAGCUGAGAAGGUGCCACUGCCUGCACGUGGAGGGACGAGGUCAGCACAGGGCUGCAGGCCGAUGACGGGACAGAUAUACUUCAAGUAGAGAUUUAUUUUUGAUAGAUUAAUCUCGAUUUUAGGAAACUCCCUUUUGUGAGCCGUCCACCACCCACCUCUGGCAUCCCGGGGCCCCUGAGGCUGCCCCACCUGCUCCUUAGCCCGACGUGGCCGUCCGUGCGGCUUUCGGCAGCUCCCUUCCUGGCAAUAGUCGUAGGGACAUGACGUGAGCUCUCCUGGAAUCCGCGCAUGCCUCCUGGCCACGAGUGACAGACGACCUGGGUACUGGGACCACCCGCGGGACUCCGAAUGGCCUGUGGCGUCUGUCCUCAUCCUGCCCUCACGCCCACGGCCGAUCAGGGUGGCCCUUUCUGCGUGAGCAGGCAGCGUCUGCACCAUGACAGCCCAGCCGGGGCAGGAGCCUUGCCCGAUUCCGUAGACAUGGGUGGGGUGCUGUAGACGUCUGGGGACGCCGCACUGCACCUGCUCUGCGGCCUUCGCGCCCGCCUGCUGAGCCCCCACCCGCAGCCAGCUCUGCCAGCACACGGGCCCACGCUGCUCUGUCCUUGUCCUGCCACGGUCUGUGUGGUCAGAUGUCUUGGUCUUUUGGGGCAUGUCAUGUGAGUUGGUCUCUGAACCAAGAGGCUGCCAGUGCCCCGGAAGUGCCUGGCCACAGCAGCGAGAGGGUGUGGGUCCCCGGGGAGCUGUGGGUGGUCGCACUGCCGGGGUGACCUGUUCCAGGCAGAUGAAAUCACUGAGACCCCUGUGGAAGUCUUGUCUCAAACAGGCGUGGGUGGCGGGGCCUCCGCCUGGCAGAGCAAGGAGCACCUGGCCGCGAGCCCAGCUUGGUGCACGGUUCCUCCUUCUGUGGCACUGGAUGGCCUGCAUGUGUCCAGCAUGCCCCUGCCACAGCUUGAGUUACACACACCACUUCCCGUUUUCUGUCAGUGCCACCCAGGCCAGAGGGCAGCCCUGGCAAUGGCUUUAUUCAGACCAUGUCUUCACAGGCAAUGGCACAAGUCCUGUGGUUGGACCCCAGUAGCUGGAUGACAAGUGGUUGUAGGGAGGGGCAGAGCUGUGCCCAUGGGGAGGGGCAGAGCCGUGGUCGCAGGGAGGAGC